GCAGCGGCGGCAGCACCACCAGAGGCACCCCCAGCCAUGGGGGAGUGGGGCUUCCUGAGCUCGCUGCUGGAUGCAGUGCAGGAGCAUUCGCCCAUGGUGGGGCGCUUCUGGCUGGGGGUGAUGCUGAUCUUCCGCAUCCUGAUCUUGGCCACGGUGGGCGGGGAUGUAUUCGAGGACGAGCAGGAGGAGUUCGUGUGCAACACGCGGCAGCCAGGCUGCAAGCAGGUCUGCUAUGACCGGGCCUUCCCCAUCUCCCACUACCGCUUCCUAGUCUUCCACGUGGUGGUCCUCUCGGCCCCCGCUGUGCUCUUUGUCAUCUACUCCAUGCACCAGACUGCCAAAAUGGCCAGGACUGGGAAGGGCGGCUCCCAGUGUGGUGCGGGGCCACAGCCCACCCAGCGGCGCCGCCAUAUCCGGGCCGUCUACGUGGCCAAUGUCAUCACACGGAUCCUGGCUGAAGUCGGCUUCCUGCUGGGGCAGUGGCAGCUCUAUGGCUUCGAGGUAGAGACCACGUACGUGUGCCAGCGUGCACCCUGCCCUCACCGUGUGGAUUGCUUCGUGUCCCGGCCCACCGAAAAGACCAUCUUCAUCCACUUUUACUUUGUGGUGGGAAUGGCAUCUGCAGGGCUCAGCCUGGUGGAGCUGGCCCACCUUCUGUACAAGGGCCAGUGCCAGCGACGGGAGUCCGCCAGCCCCUCAAACCCAGCUGGUGCCACUGCUGCCGCCACUGAACAGCAGGACAACUGGUCUAACCAGGCCCAGGAGCAGGCCCAGUGCUUCCUGCCCCCUGAGAGUAGGAGCACCCAGGGGUCACCCUGCAGCAGUGCCCCCGAGCACUACAAGGCCGCAGCCCCGUUCCAGCCCAAAGAACCUAUCCCACGCAGUAAGGCCUCCCCCUCCAUGAGCAGGGACGAUCUCACCAUCUAGGGCCCAGCUCCCUCCUCGCUCCACGCUCCUGACCUGACUGGCUAGAGGGACAGAGCCAAGCGCCAUCAAGAUGAGCCGUGUUGGUUCUCAGCCCCCAAGGGCCAGGGAUGCUGCUGUUUCAGUCUCUCCACAGUGACCUUCAGACAAAGAGCAACAAGCACCUGUAGGACCCUGCAGUCUCUACUGCCUGGUAGUGCCCCUGCUGGCAGGGCCUGUCUUGUGCCUUGCAACAAGAUGACCUGUGGUUCCCAGCCCAUGCAUGGACACCUCACCAAGCGGGGGACCUCAUUGUGUUGUGCUGGGACCUGGCUUUGCUGUCUCCAGCCCAGGCCACAGGAAGAGAGGUGGAGCUGAGGGCUUGUUCUAGGCCCUAGAAGCUGCAAUAAUACAAGAACUAGAGAUCACAAAAUGAAACUAGUAGGUGGUAAGUUUAAAACGAACAUAAAGAAGUACUUUUUCACACCGUGUGUCAUUCUGGUGUGGCACUCAUU
Alligator mississippiensis (American alligator) is the source of this 1418-nucleotide messenger RNA. It is a transcript of the gene GJD3, whose product is annotated as gap junction protein delta 3. The record is from RefSeq and is a predicted model, not a curated record. Lineage: Eukaryota; Metazoa; Chordata; Crocodylia; Alligatoridae. The transcript has a single exon. Gene Ontology annotation, cellular component: connexin complex. The coding region runs from base 37 to 927 and encodes 296 amino acids. Gene Ontology annotation, biological process: cell communication.